UAUGUUCCAGUUGCAGCACACAUGAAUUAGUUACAUGAUCGAGACAAGCUAAAUUUAUGGAUUGAUGGGGACAUCGCCACCCACUUCAGAUCCUUUUACAAAGAAAUCAGCCAAGAGGAGUAAAGGAAAACGUCUUAGCACAACAUCCUUUAAUUUGUUUUUGAGCAAUCAUGAGUUUCAACUGUUACCACCAUUAAAAGAGACAUCUGCAGCAGAGCGGAAUGAAUUGUUCCUGAAAAAGCUUCAGCAGUGCUGCAUUCUCUUUGAUUUUACUGCACUUGAGCCUGAAAAUAAAGGAAUUGAACAAAAAAGACAAACUCUAAAUGAAUUGAUUGAUUAUAUCGCCAGCAACAACGGGGUUAUAUUUGAAGCUGUCUACCCUGAGAGUAUAAAAAUGUUGCAGUGUAAUGUUGUUAGAUGCUUUCCCCCAAACCAAGACGAAGGGAAAGAAGACUUUGAUAAUGAUGAGGAUGAGCCAAACUACGAUCCCAGCUGGCCCCAUCUGCAACUUAUAUAUGAGUACUUUUUGAGGUUCAUGGAAAGUGCUGAUUUUCAACCCUCACUGUGCAAAAAGUAUUGCGACCAAAAGUUUGUUUUGCAAAUUAUGGCAUUGUUUAAUAGUGAGGAUCCUAGGGAAAGAGAUAUGCUCAAAACCUUGCUUCACAGAAUCUAUGGAAAGUUUCUUGGUCUCAGAUCUUUCAUUAGAAAAAAUAUCAACUACAUAUUUUUAAGGUAUAUAUUUGAAGGGGAAAACUGUAAUGGCAUUGCAGAAUUUCUUGAGAUUCUUGGCAGCAUUAUAAAUGGCUUUGCAGUUCCACUGAAACAAGAACACAGACUUUUUCUUUUCAAGGUCUUGAUACCUCUACAUAAAUCGAGGGGAAUAGCUUCAUAUCAUGCUCAGUUGGCUUACUGCAUCGUGCAAUUUGUUGAAAAGGAUCCAUCUCUUACUGAACCAACAAUAUUAGGUUUGCUGAAGCUGUGGCCAAAAACAAACAGUGCAAAAGAGGUGAUGUUACUUGGUGAAGUUGAGGAAGUUCUCGACAUUAUAGAGCCAACUCAGUUUAAGAAGGUUAUCAUCCCUCUUUUCAAGAUGUUAGCAAAAGCUGUUUCAAGUCCACAGUUUCAAGUCGCCGAAAGAGCUCUUUACUUCUGGAACAAUGAGUACAUAAUGAGUUUGAUAGAAGAACACUGUAGAAUCAUAAUGCCCAUAAUGUUUCCUGCCCUUUAUCUUAUAAGUAAGGAUCAUUGGAACCAGACAAUUGUUGCUCUUGUAUAUAAUGUUAUGAAGACAUUUAUGGAAAUGAAUAACCAGUUGUUUGAUGAACUAACUUUAUCUUUUAAAGCUGAACGGCAAAAAGAGAAACGGAAAGAGGCUCAACGUGAAGAAGCUUGGAAAAAAGUCCAGAAAAGAGCUAUUGAGGCUUCAAACCUAGCUGCUAACAGUAAACUUAAUAUGGGCUGACCAUCUCAAAUGUUAUGAUAUCCUUGUGUUUUCUAGACUAAGCCUUCUUUCAAUUUCUUAGAAAUCACAAAACCAGUUACUGUUCAAGUAAC
Bolinopsis microptera is the source of this 1554-nucleotide messenger RNA. Its product is annotated as serine/threonine-protein phosphatase 2A 56 kDa regulatory subunit alpha isoform-like. Gene Ontology annotation, cellular component: protein phosphatase type 2A complex; nucleus; cytosol. Gene Ontology annotation, biological process: signal transduction; protein dephosphorylation. The record is from RefSeq and is a predicted model, not a curated record. The transcript has a single exon. NCBI's taxonomy places the organism in Eukaryota, Metazoa, Ctenophora, Tentaculata, Lobata, Bolinopsidae. The coding region runs from base 65 to 1462 and encodes 465 amino acids. Gene Ontology annotation, molecular function: protein phosphatase activator activity.